AUGAAGUUGCCUCUAUCUUCAAUAUUCCUUCUGGUAUUCGUUGCAGCGGUUGCAGGCUACAAGGUGCCCGAAAACUGCGAAGACGAAGCUUCAAACUGCCGCAAUUUGAUUAGUGUGUGCAAUUAUACGCCAUAUUACCGGUAUAUGUCCACGAACUGCGCCAAAACAUGUGGGUUGUGCGGAAAGAUUGUUUGUUAUGACCAGUCGAUGUCGUAAGUUGGCCGUUUUCAACUGGAAUAUUACUGUAUACAAACACUAGUAGCAAAAGAUUUCCCCGAUUUUUUAGAGGUUGUUAUGCCGCAGAUAGCAUGAUUGAUGGUGAAUAUACUCACUUGAUUGACUUUUGUUUUUAGGUGCAAUGUUCUCAAGAGUCGCGAUUUCUGCGCGACUACCUCUUUCGCCAAGAGCCACUGUCAGAAAACUUGUGGGUUUUGCAAGGAAGACAAUGCCACUCCUAGCCCGAUUGAUAACACAACAGAGGACGGUCAUCGUGAUGAUGAGAAUGAAAAUCGCGACGAAUCCACUCAUAACAGUACUGAUCGCAGCAUCCCAGACGAAUUUACUCAUAGCAUUCCAGAUGAAUUCACUGAGUCUCCAAACUUUAAUGUGACAGAAAGGCAUGAUGACAGCAAUAACGCUACAGAAAGAUGGGAAUCCAGAAGCACCACGAGAAGACACCGACAUCACCACAACCACCACUGCAACCAUACCGAUAGCUCAUCAAGCAGCUCGAGUGAGUCGGGUUCUGAGGAGCAUGCAACUCAAGAGCCUGAAGAUGAAGAUCAUCAUGGCUCUGGAAGUGACGAAGAGGACAAAGAUAAAAAAGAUGAUAAUGAUGGCAAUGGUGGAGAUGACAAUAGACAUAAUGACGAUAGCAAAGAAAAAGGUAAAGAUGGAUCUGGAGAAAAAGAUGACCACAAUGGCUCUGGAGAUAAUGACAGACAUCAUGACGAUCAAGAUGGCUCUGGAGAGAAGGAUGGCUCCGGCAAAGGCGACCAAGAUCCUGAUGACAAGAACGGUUCAGAUGAUCAUGACAAGCACCACGACGACCAAGAUGGCUCUGGAGAAAAGGAUGGCUCAGGCAAAGACGACCAGGAUCCUGACGACAAAGAUGGUCCGGAUGAUCAUGAAGAUAAGCAUGGCUCUGGAGAUAAUGACAAGCAUCAUGACGAUCAAGAUGGCUCUGGAGAGAAGGAUGGCUCCGGCAAAGACCCUGACGACAAAGACGGCUCAGAUGGUCACAAAAACCCUGACGACCAAAACGACAACGACAGUGAAAAAGAUGAUAAACCUGAUGGUGAAAACGACGGCGAAAACAAAGACAAGAAAGAGGAGGACCAAAAGGAAAAUGACAACCCAGAUAACGAGAAAAACAAAGACAAUAAUGGGCAGAAAGACGAAAAGGACAAUCAGCUGCCAGACGGCGAUGUCGAUGAUGAACAUAGAGGUAAUGGACGGGAUCGUGGCUAUGAUAAUGGAAAGAAAAAGAAGAAGGGAUGGCUCGACUGGCUCAAGGAAAAAGCAAAGAAGAUUGGAAAAUAA
Messenger RNA from Bursaphelenchus xylophilus (pine wood nematode), 1542 nucleotides. NCBI's taxonomy places the organism in Eukaryota, Metazoa, Nematoda, Chromadorea, Rhabditida, Aphelenchoididae. The record is from the annotation of a GenBank genome assembly.